Conger conger (European conger) is the source of this 728-nucleotide messenger RNA. Its product is annotated as histone H2AX. The record is from RefSeq and is a predicted model, not a curated record. Bases 117 to 542 code for a protein of 141 amino acids. The transcript has a single exon. Lineage: Eukaryota; Metazoa; Chordata; Actinopteri; Anguilliformes; Congridae. Gene Ontology annotation, molecular function: DNA binding; structural constituent of chromatin; protein heterodimerization activity. Gene Ontology annotation, cellular component: nucleosome.
AACUGUUAGUAACGACGGGAAGAUAUAAAUCCUCACUCCGGCACACUCUGACAUUAUCUAACCUAGCUAGAUACAUCAACUCUUUUGAAAGCGAUAAACACCGUAGCCACGACAACAUGUCUGGAAGAGGUAAAACUGGAAAGGCUCGCGCUAAGGCUAAGACCCGAAGCUCCCGCGCUGGUCUUCAGUUUCCUGUGGGCCGUGUUCACCGAUUGCUGAGAAAAGGUAACUAUGCCGAACGAGUGGGUGCUGGGGCGCCUGUUUAUCUGGCUGCUGUACUAGAGUACCUCACUGCUGAGAUCCUCGAGCUGGCAGGUAACGCGGCGAGAGAUAACAAGAAGACCCGCAUCAUCCCCCGUCACCUGCAGCUUGCUGUCCGCAACGAUGAGGAAUUGAACAAACUGCUCGGUGGCGUGACCAUCGCCCAAGGAGGCGUUCUACCGAACAUCCAGGCCGUCCUGUUGCCCAAGAAGACCGGCCAGGCUGCUCCAAGCGGUGGCAAGGCGGGAAAGAAGGGAUCUCAGCAGUCUCAAGAAUAUUGAGGUCCCGGGAAACGACUCUGAGUUGCUUCAAAAACCCAAAAGGCCCUUUUAAGGGCCGCCCAAAGGUUCAUUUCUGAAGACAAAUUCCAUAGAUUUUUAGUUGAGCUAACGUGCAAGCUGUGGUUUAUAUGUAUAGUGUGAAAGCGAUUUGCCGCAAUAAAUGCUAGUUUCACUAAACGUGCAAAA